GCGGAUAAUUCAAAUUUAUAUUUCUCCACACGAUCGUUCGGAAUGAUAUAAGAAUCGAUAUUCGUUGUGCUAUUACCUACAUAUAUUUAAACAUUUCUACGAAGUUUUCUCAAGAAAAUAUCGAGUUAUAAACAAUAAAAUAGAUACAAUCCUGAUUUUUGCCAGUCUUUACGUUAUGGCAAUUCGUCCUGGUGGUAGGGAUUCGCGUGGAUGUAGUGGGGAGUAAGGCUGAUUUCCGUUCAGGGGCGCGUUUAUGGCGUAGCGCAGCCGGCGGGAGAGGCGAAAGGCGGCGCGGGAGAAGUGGAAAGCCGGGAAGAGAGAGCCGACGAAGGGAAGAAUCGGGGUCCACAACAAAAUCGCUUAAUCGCUUUGCGCCACCGUCCGCAACGGAACACGGGUCGUCCGCCGCCAUCACGGUGCCCCCUAGUGUGCAUUUAUGUCUUUCUCUUUCUCCGUCUCUGUCCGUGAUUUGCUACACCACUUCGUGCCGCGACGUUUUCACGGACAAACCAAGAGUGACAGCUGCCAAUCGUCAACGCGGUACGUGUUUUACGCGACGACUAACAAUUGUUCGUGUGUCAUUUCGCGUAUACGUAAACUUUUGUGAAAAUUCUUCGUAAGUUCGGUCAUUCCGUGCGUAGCCGUGUGUUACGAGUGCUAUAACCACGACAAAAGUGAGUGUCUCUCCUGUGGACCUCGGCACGGAGUUGCCAAACAUCGGCUAAACUUUUGUUCCGGCUGUGGUUUUGUUCGUAGGUCAGGUCAUGGUGAGCGGCGGUAUGGCCGGGCAGCACUACUGCCUGCGCUGGAACAAUUACCAAUCAAACAUGACGUCCGUUUUCCACCAACUCCUUCAAACGGAAGCCUUCGUGGACGUCACGCUAGCGUGUAACGAGGCUUCCUUGAAGGCGCACAAGGUGGUAUUGUCAGCCUGCAGUUCCUACUUUCAAAAGCUUCUGCUAUCGAACCCGUGCAAGCAUCCGACAAUCAUCAUGCCCCAGGACGUUUGUUUCAAUGAUCUCAAGUUCAUCAUUGAGUUUGUCUACAGGGGUGAAAUCGACGUGUCACAGGCGGAACUUCAGUCACUGUUGAAAACAGCCGAUCAACUCAAGAUCAAGGGUCUCUGCGAGGUUCCGGAAAGCAGAGACGGUCCACCAUCAGUUAGUCUGAGUUCGCCACCAAGAGAACCCGGCACUCCUAGAAUAAAUUUCACCAAACUGAAACGACACCAUCCGAGGUACAAGAGAGCCAGAACGAGCUUUGAACCUCGCGCGACAGAUUCAAGGCACUACGACAGAUACAAAGAAGAGGAGUCGAACGAAAAUUACAAUCGAGAGAACAAAGAGAACCACAGGGAUUGGCAAGCUGAAGAUGAAGAGUGUACGGAAGGAACGACCGCAGCAGUAGCUCUAGAAACUUGCCAGCGUAAUAAUAACAACAAUAAUAUUAACAAUAGUAACAACAACAAUAAUAACGGUAGUAAUAGUAGCAACAGUAACGGCACCAACAAUAACAACGGUGACAUGUUUUGUCAUACAGGACUCGGUCAUUACGGACACCAUCCGGAUCCUGGAGACGUCGAUCUGCCUCCAGAGACCCAACCUACACCACCCAGUGCCACGUUAGUCGGUACGACGAUCACCCAUCUGAGAGAUCCGGAUCAUCAUGCGACAGAGAUCCAAAAUUGUGACAGUGUAAAGAUCAAGUUCGAAACGUUACACACGAUGGAUUCGUCGGAUACGAUCGACAUCGACAGCCACAUGUCGGACCGGGCGAGCGUCAGUUCAAAGAACGCGGCCGACAACGACAACAUGAUGAUGAUCACCCCGGAACUACUCGGUCUGAUGCCUUCUGGAAGCUCCGUUCACUCGGAUUCCGGCGAGAACAACUCGAGGGGCCAUUCUGGCCAGUCCAGUUCUCACCAUCACGGCUCCAAGUCGUGGACCCAGGAGGACAUGGACGCCGCGUUGGAAGCGUUGAGAAACCACGACAUGAGCCUGACGAAAGCCUCCGCAACAUUUGGUAUACCGUCGACGACGUUAUGGCAACGGGCGCAUCGGUUAGGUAUCGACACGCCAAAAAAAGACGGUCCAACUAAGUCGUGGAGCGACGAGAGUUUGAACAACGCUCUCGAAGCAUUGCGAACCGGUACGAUCUCGGCGAAUAAAGCGUCGAAGGCGUAUGGCAUACCUUCAAGUACGUUGUACAAAAUCGCGAGGAGGGAAGGCAUCAGACUUGCCGCGCCUUUCAACGCGAGUCCUACCACUUGGUCGCCCGCUGAUCUCGAUCGCGCCCUCGAAGCAAUCAGAUCCGGCCAAACGUCAGUGCAAAGAGCGUCCACGGAAUUCGGCAUACCGACCGGCACGCUUUACGGUAGAUGCAAGAGGGAGGGCAUCGAACUUAGCAGGAGUAAUCCUACGCCCUGGAGCGAGGACGCCAUGACGGAUGCCCUCGAAGCCGUCAGAUUAGGACACAUGAGCAUCAAUCAAGCUGCUAUUCACUAUAAUCUACCAUAUUCUUCUUUGUAUGGUCGUUUCAAAAGGGGGAAAUACGAAGAGCCAGCUGUUGGUGACUUGUCGCAAGACGGCAGCAAUCCUCAUUUCCAUCAGAGUCCAACUCAGAAUCAUUCGUCGGCGGUUCCGGAUCAAAUGCCGUACCAGGGCAGCUGAAACUUACCUCUUUAUUAGAGUGCUAAGUUAACUUAAUCCUUGAACUCGUAGUUACAAUUAAUUCGAUGUUUUGGAAACAACAAAAGUCAUCGACCAAAAAAAAAAGAAAAAAUAACGCGCGUCACCAAAACGAUUAGGGAAUUUCGAGUGCACGAAUGCCGGAAGUUAAGACAAAUGGUAUCACCGAUAUCGGGUAAGGGUGUAAAAAUCCCGCAGUAUUAAAGAUGGAUUACCAUAAGCAAAUAUUAUGUAUAUUAUAUGACUUUCAGGUCAAGUCGGAAACGUAGGUUAAUUAUAAUUUAUAAGAAUUAUUUAUAAAAAAGCAAAAAAAGAAAAAACACUGUACAGUCGGGAUAAUCCCGGUAAAUCUACUUUAGCACCUAAGUCAUUGGUAAGCCAAUAAGCGAGAAUAUAAAAUAUUCGGAUAUCAUAUUAAUUUAAAUCGCGGAAAAUCAAUCGAUUCGUUUUUCACGUUUGUACACAUCGUUUUAUAUUUUGAUUGAAUAUUCUCAUUAAACAAUCGUUUUGAUUUUAGAGCAAUCGAGAUUCAUGGUUCCUUGAUGAAACGUAAAAAUCGGAUUGUUUUUAAAUUCGUAUUAACGAGACAAUACUGCCGAUUUUUCCCCCGAUUAAUUUUCCAUUCCCCCGUUUCAUCCUUACGUUUCAUACAAUUUUUUGAAUAUUUCGCGUACUUUAAUUAAAACGUACAAUACGUUGCAAUUUUAUAUUUUUGAAAAAGGACUGAAUAGUGUAUAUUAAGUAUAAGAAAGCGGAGAAAACUGAAAAGGGAAAGAAAAAUACGCGGAGUUUCAGAAAUUUUUAUCGAUUUUUGAAAACAGAGAAAACGUUCUCGUUCGACUAAACUGCCACGUGUAAAAAUCUGUUACACUCAUUAUUAAUUUAUCAUGCUCACGACUAUUAUAUAAAAAAACGUAUGAAUAAACACGAAGAAAAUAU
Molecule: messenger RNA, 3626 nt
Organism: Osmia bicornis bicornis
Lineage: Eukaryota; Metazoa; Arthropoda; Insecta; Hymenoptera; Megachilidae
Gene: Psq
Product: protein bric-a-brac 2-like
Exons: 9
Coding region: 765-2669 (634 amino acids)
Biological process (GO): regulation of transcription by RNA polymerase II
Cellular component (GO): nucleus
Molecular function (GO): DNA binding; protein binding
Source: RefSeq, a predicted model, not a curated record